AUGACCGAUUCCGCGACUGCGACCACCGCCGCGCUCGUACAAUCCGUACAUUCACAAGUGUACGCGCCGCGAAAUAUAUUGCUCGCAACCGCGUGGGUAAACUUGCAUACGAGCGAGGGACGAACCAUUCGUGUCCGCGCGUUACUCGAUCAGGGAUCCACUUUCAGCUUUAUCUCCGAGUCAUUGUGUCAAGCGCUUCGGACCAGGCGUCAGCGCACCCAUUUGCCGAUACGGUGCUUCGGCGACAAGUUUACUGGGGCGGCGCACUCGCGCGUGCCCAUUACGCUCUCCGCUUGCACCACGCCGGGCCCCACGUUUCCACUCAUGGCAUAUGUAUUCCAAAAAAUUACCGCCUAUGCCGCGUCUCAAAUCAAGCCAGUCGAUUUCUGGCCGCACCUGCGCGGAUUGGUUCUCGCCGAUCCCGACCCGUCCAGUCGACAUACAAUCCAUCUUUUAAUCGGCGCCGACCUGUAUGGGUCACUCCUGCGGAACGAUAUUCGUCAGGGCCCUCUCGGGACGCCCACCGCGCAAUUGACAGUAUUUGGCUGGGUCCUCUCGGGCCCAGCGGGCACCUUGCCCUCUCCCUCUCCGUCCUCAUCUGCGCAGGUGAACACCUGCGCCGCCACCGAGGAUCUUCAAUCUCUGCUCCAACAGUUCUGGAGUGAUGAAAAUGUCCCCUCGACAACGCCUUCGCUCACAGACGAGGAACAACUCUGCGAGCAACAUUUUUCAUCUUCGCACACGCGCACCUCGCAAGGUCGCUAUGUGGUGCGACUUCCGUUCAAAACAGCGCCACCUCCCUCUAUUGGAACGUCAUACCUUAUCGCGCUGAAACUAUAUAAUAAACUCGAACAGAGGCUCUCGCGUAACGCCGAACUGUCGCAAGCUUACCAUGCAUUCCUUCAGGAAUAUCAGACCCUGGGGCAUAUGGAGCGCGUUCCGGAAACCGUUCCCUCGCCUCAGCUCGCCGCGUACAUUCCUCAUCACGCGGUCACUCGGGAAGAAAGUACCACUUCGAAACUACAGGUUGUAUUCAACGCCUCGUGUCGAACCUCAAACGGCACGACUUUAAACGAGCAUCUCUUAGCCGGACCUAAGUUACAACAAGACCUCCCCGCUAUUAUGCUACGAUGGCGACAGUUUCGGUUUGUUUACACCGCGGACGUCGCCAAGAUGUACCGACAGAUUUUGGUGCAUCCUGGCGACGUCGACUACCAGCGAAUUCUUUGGAGCCCGCCGGGGGCCUGCGGUGUUCAACAUUUCAGACUCCUAACGGUGACGUAUGGAACGACCUGCGCUCCUUACCUCGCGCUGAGAGUUCUGCAACAGCUCGCCACCGACGAUGGGCAUUUAUUCCCUAAAGCGGUCCCGAUCGUCCGCGAAUCUAUCUAUGUCGACGACGCUUUAUUUGGCGCCGACGACAAGAAGCAAUUCCUAGAGCUCCGUGAGCAGCUCGUGGCUUUGCUUCAACGCGGCCAGUUCACCUUACGAAAGUGGACAGCCAACUCCUGUGACCUGCUUAGUGACAUUCCUCCCGACGCGCGGGCGAUAUCCGAUCUCACGUUCUCUACGGACAACUCGUUAAAGGUCCUUGGGCUAUCGUGGGUCCCCCUUGAAGACGCCUUUAAAUUCAACGUUACGUGCCCCAGCGCGGCCGUGUCCACUAAGCGAUCCGUUCUUUCCUGCAUCGCUAAACUAUUUGACCCGCUCGGUUGGGCUGCCCCGGUGGUAAUCGCCGCCAAGGUCCUCAUGCAAGAACUUUGGUUAGCGAACGUCCGCUGGGACGAGCCGCUCCCCGAUGCGUUACGCAAUCGUUGGAUAAAUUAUUAUUCGGAUCUCCCAAACCUCAAGCGUGUUCGAAUACCUCGAUGGACUCGAGUCCACCACACCAACUUGAACCUUGAACUUCACGGAUUCGCGGACGCGUCAUCUCGCGCGUACGCCGCUGUUGUUUAUCUACGCGUCGCUAACCCAGAUGGUGCUUCUCACCUUAGCCUGCUCGCGUCAAAGACCAAAGUCGCCCCCCUGAACACAGUAAGCAUACCCCGGCUCGAGCUUAACGCGGUUGUCCUACUCAGUCGGCUGCUCAGCUGGGUGCAGGAUUCGCUUCACCUAACGCAUGUCCCUGUCCACGGGUGGACCGAUUCUUCAGUCACUCUCGCGUGGGUGACUCAGCAUCCGUCUAAAUGGCGAACCUACGUCGCCAAUCGGGUGUCGGCAGUACAAACGCGUUGCCUAUCCGCGCGGUGGGGCCAUGUCCCCUCCGCCGAUAAUCCUGCGGAUUGUGCCUCUCGGGGUCUGUCCGCUUCGGAGCUCGUCCACUUCGACCUCUGGUGGCGGGGCCCCGCCUGGUUGGCGCGAUCAUCGGAAUUUUGGCCCCAACCACACGAGUUAUCUCGAACUACGCUUAACGCCGCGCUUACGGAGAUUAGGGGCACGGCGUCGCAUCAUGUCUCUUCGAAUCCCGAGUGGGAUCUCCCAGAACGUUUCUCAUCGUGGACCACACUCACUCGCGUCACUGCUUAUGUGAGGCGAUUCGCGCGGCGCGCUCGGGGUGGCGUUGCCCCCGAUCCCCGCGCGACCUUAUCCGUGAGCGAGUUGCGCGACGCCGAAACUUUCUGGCUCGGCUUCGCGCAACGAGCAUGCCUCGCGGCUGAAUGGAAGGCGCUGCACGAGCAGCGCCCCCUCUCCCGAUCGAGCUGUCUCCGCAAAUUAAAUCCUUUCGUGGGAAAUGAUAAACUAAUUCGCCUUGGCGGGCGGCUUGAGAACGCUCCGCUUUCCUACGACGAACGUCAUCCGAUCAUCCUUCCGGAUCAUCGAGUUGCCCGAUUACUCAUCGAUCGGGCGCACAAAGCCACCCUCCACGGUGGCAUCCAGCUUACGUUGCGCCUUCUGCGCCAGCGUUUCUGGAUCUUAUCUGCGCGCUCCCUUGUAAAAGGGCAUAUUCAUCAAUGUAUCACGUGCACCCGUCAUCGGGCGCAAAUCAGCGAGCAACAAAUGGGUAACCUUCCUGCCUCGCGUGUCACUCCCUCGGCCCCGUUCACGUCAACCGGGGUCGAUUACGCCGGCCCGUUUAACCUCCUCGCGUCCGUUGCUCGAGGUCAACGGAUCACCAAGCACUAUGUGGCCGUCUUCAUCUGUCUAGCCACCAAGGUUAUCCUCCUGGAAUGUCGAUGA
Molecule: messenger RNA, 3177 nt
Organism: Wasmannia auropunctata (little fire ant)
Lineage: Eukaryota; Metazoa; Arthropoda; Insecta; Hymenoptera; Formicidae
Exons: 1
Coding region: 1-3177 (1058 amino acids)
Source: RefSeq, a predicted model, not a curated record